Molecule: messenger RNA, 1959 nt
Organism: Oikopleura dioica
Lineage: Eukaryota; Metazoa; Chordata; Appendicularia; Copelata; Oikopleuridae
Source: the annotation of a GenBank genome assembly
AUGGGCGAGUUUACGAUACGAGUGAAAACGCUCGACGGUCAGACAAACGAAGUGACUCUUGUCGACACCUCGACCGUACUCCAGCUCAAGGAGCUGAUCGAGAAAAAGACUCAAAUCGCGAAAAACCGGCAAAAAAUCAUCUAUCGGGGGCGAGUGCUCACAGACAACCUCUUACUGAAAGAUCAGGCUGAUAUAAAUGGAUCUGCAGUUCACGUAGUCGACUCAAAUAGAGUUGUAAAUUCAAGGGCAGAUCAGACCAGGCAACAGCCAAAUGGGUCAGGCAGCAGCAGAAGCAGAAAUUCUGAUCGACCAAGAGGACGAGAACGCUACAGAACUUCGCAUAGGACUUCUGCUGCAAGGGAAGGACUACGAAGUCGACUCUAUUCAAUGGAAACUUGGCUCGCUCGCUUCGAAGGUUCUCUUACGGCUUUAGAUAGAGGUGCUACUCCAGAAGACUCUCGGCAAUUCGCAAAUGAGCCAGACCCGCCAAAUCCGGCCGAGAUGAACAAUCCUAUUCCGGUGACAGAUCUCGCAUCAAUUGUAAAUCGCGCUGCUGACAGCAUUGAACGCUUUCCAGCUGCUCUGAGACGUCUACACACGUUCAUAUCCGACGAUCCCAAUCAAGCGGGAUUGCUCGGUUCUCUUAUGGCAUUUGAAGGUCCAGCUGGAGGGUCUCAAGGUGAUGAGUCCAUGACUGGUUCAAGUGCUGACGCUACAUCAAUAUUCACGAAUCCACCGCAGCUGCUGAUUUCAGAGCAAAUCCCCUUUCCAACGCAAGGAGUGUCGCAACUGGCGCAGCAAAGACUAGCCGAGCAGUUCAAUCGUUUCCGAGCUUCGAUGCCGGACCCAAUUAUUCCAGUCGUUGGAGUUAACUCUGCUGCUCCCGCCUCCGGAGGUCCACCAGCAGCUCCAGCACCAACACCAGCUGCUGCUCCACCACCCGCUUCUGAACAAACGCAACAACAGCAGCAACCAUCAGCUGCAGCGCCAAAUAAUCAAGCAACAACGGCGAAUAUAAAUAUCACAGCGAGUAUCACGCCAAAUGUACAAAUAAAUAUCCGCCUUCCUCGCGAAUCGUCUCGAGCGAGACCAUCUGGUGCUGCCAGUCGCAGAGUUGUGCCCAGAAAUGAAGCUAAUGGCACCUCGACAGCUGCUCCAGCUGCUAGUAACGGGAGUGAAGGUAACCGGACAUCUACUGCAGCGCCGCCACCACCUCCGGUAAUGCCUGAUCAUUUGUCCUCAAUGCUUCCUCGUGAUAUCUUGAACGAGAUCACCAGAUCUGUCAAUAGAUUCAAUUCUUCUGGCGAUCCCGUUGUUAUUGAAUCUAUGGGCCAGCCGAAUCAAGAAGUGGGAAGAAUAGUCGGCGAAGCGGUAUUCCAAACAUUGCAAAACCUCUAUUCCAGCGAUCAAAGACCUGGAACAAGUUCAAUUGAAGUUCUUGCUUCUCGCAUGCCCCCUCAACACUCUGCAAGAGGCGAAUCUCAGCCAAUGCAAUGGAACCAACCAACACAGUUACCAGUUGACACACCACCAGUAAAUUUGUCAAAUGGAAGUUUCGGGAGCAACCCGCCAAGGCGAACAAGACAGGCUCCUCGACAAGCGCCCUCUCCCCCUGAUUUCGACAGCUUCCAGUUCACUGCAAAAAAUAAUGAAACGUUGAUGGGUUUCCUCUUCGGCGAAGUUGAGGAUAGCUGUCGAAAGACUGGAAUGUCUGGAGAAGAAGCGAGCCUUUGGGAUAAGAUAGUUCAGCAUGUUCAAAUCUUCAAACUUCCGCUAAAAGCUGCAUUAGACCUUUUUGCGAACAAAUCCAGCUGCCGGAAAGAAUUCAAAGACUUGGUUAGCUUGAUCAAGUCGAACAAAGAUCAUGUGACCGCUGCAUUCAAAGCUUUUAUUGAAAGGAUUUUUGCGAAUGAAGCUCCAAUUGCUGAAGCUAAUAUUCUCGAAUCUAAUUUGAGGUGA